Molecule: messenger RNA, 573 nt
Organism: Phoenix dactylifera (date palm)
Lineage: Eukaryota; Viridiplantae; Streptophyta; Magnoliopsida; Arecales; Arecaceae
Source: RefSeq, a predicted model, not a curated record
AUGGAGAAGCAUGAAGCUGUUUGCAUCAAUUUCACAAGGAGGAAUUAUUCGACUUGGGAGUUUCAAUUUCAAACUCUUCUUCAAGGCAAAAAGCUGUGGGGCUAUAUUGAUGGCUCCAUAAAGCUCCCAGCAGAAACUGAGGUUGAAAAAAGGGCUGAAUGGAUAGCCACUGAUCCAGGAAUUCGUUCCUGGAUUCUCAAGUCUGUUGACUCUCAUAUAGUUCUGAGCCUUCGUUCAUAUUCCACUGCAAAACAGAUGUGGGAUUACCUCAAACUUGUGUUCAAUCAUGACAAUAAUGCUAGGCGCUAUCAGCUUGAGUUGGAGAUUGCCAAUUUCUUUCAAGGCAAUUUAUCAAUUCAGGAGUAUUACUCAGGUUUUCUUAAUCUAUGGACUGAGUAUUCUGGCCUUAUUCAAGCUAAAGUUCCUGCAGAAGGCUUGGCUGUUGUGCACCAAGUCCAUGCCGCGAGCCAAAAGGAUCAAUUUCUCAUGCGUUUGCGUCUUGAAUUUGAAGCUACUAGAUCUGCCUUGCUUAACAGGGAGGUCACUCCCUCUCUAGUUGUUUGCCUAGGAUAG